Molecule: messenger RNA, 948 nt
Organism: Mauremys reevesii (Reeves's turtle)
Lineage: Eukaryota; Metazoa; Chordata; Testudines; Geoemydidae
Product: olfactory receptor 52E4-like
Exons: 1
Coding region: 1-948 (315 amino acids)
Biological process (GO): G protein-coupled receptor signaling pathway
Cellular component (GO): membrane
Molecular function (GO): G protein-coupled receptor activity; olfactory receptor activity
Source: RefSeq, a predicted model, not a curated record
AUGUCAGAUCCCAACACAACCGACUUCACCAACCCCUCCACCUUCAUCUUGUUGGGUGUUCCUGGCCUGGCGGCGGCCCAUGUCUGGAUCUCCAUCCCCUUCUGCACCAUGUACAUCAUAGCCAUCUUGGGGAACUUCACCAUCCUGUUCAUUGUGAAGAUAGAGCCAAGCCUCCAUGGGCCCAUGUACUAUUUCCUCUGCAUGCUGGCUGUCACUGACCUGGUCCUGUCUACGUCCAUCCUGCCCAAAACGCUGAGCAUCUUCUGGUUCAAUUCCACGGAGAUUGAUUUCAGUGCCUGCUUCACCCAGAUGUACUUCAUUCACUGCUUCACAGCGAUGGAGUCUGGAAUCCUCGUGGCCUUGGCUUUGGAUCGGUAUGUGGCCAUCUGUGAUCCCCUGAGACAUUCCACCAUCCUGACAAACGCUGUGGUGGCCAAGAUUGGCCUGGCUGUGGUGCUGCGCGGCAUCACGCUAAUGCUGCCCUUUCCCUUCCUGGCGAGGCUGUGGCCAUAUUGCAGAACCAACAUCAUCCCUCACACGUACUGUGAGCACAUUGCUGUGGCGAAGCUGGCCUGCGCCGACAUCCGCAUCGGUAAUUACUAUGGCCUCUUUGUGGUAAUCUCUGUGACUUGUCUGGACGUGCUUUUUAUCACUAUGUCCUAUACUCAGAUCAUCAGGGCUAUCUUCAGCCUGCCCACAAAGGACGCCCGGCUCAAGACUUUGGGGACCUGCAGCUCCCACCUCUGUGUCAUCUUAGCCUUUUACAUCCCAGGUCUCUUCUCCUUCCUCACACAGCGGUUUGGCCACAACGUGCCCCUUCAUUUCCAUGUUCUCAUGGCCAACAUGUACCCCCUGGUGCCUCCCAUGCUAAACCCCAUCAUCUACGGGGUGAGGACCAAACAGAUCCGGGACAGGCUGCUCCGGCUCUUUACUCGUAAAGGGACCUAA